AUGCCAGCGAAGGAAGCUACCAAGAAAGCCGCACCAUCCCACCCACCAUACAAGCAGAUGAUCGCUGAAGCCCUCAAGGGUCAAGGUCGAAAAGGUUUGUCCCUCCUUACCCUGUCCAAGAUGAUCCAAGCCAAUCAGAAGGGCCUCAAUCCCCGCCACGAGACUUCGCUCAAGUUGGCGCUCAAAAAGGGCCUCGAAGAUGGUACACUCGCCAAGGUCAAGGGUGUCGGUCUCUCUGGAUCCUUCAAGCUCGCUGCUCCUGUCAAGGCUGCUCCUGCCGCUAAGAAGGCCGUUCCCAAGACAAAGCCAGCUGCGAAGAAAGCGGCUACCAAGAAGGCGCCCGUCAAGAAAGCCGCUGCAAAGCCAGCUGUCAAGAAGACCACCGCCAAAAAAACUACCGCCAAAAAGACCACCGCCAAGAAAGUCACCGUCAAGAAGGCCGCUGCGAAGAAGGUGACCAUCAAGAAAGCAGCCGCCAAGAAAACUGCGAAGAAGACCGGCAAGAAGGCAUAUUAUCACUUGAACGUUCUCAAACGCAUACUAGCACAAUAUGAAGACGAAAGAAAGAAACAGCAGGAUCGAAUUGACCUUCAUUCGAGUGAACUGAAAGCAAUGUACACUCGUGAAUUGGAAUUGAAGAAGGAAAAUGACCGCCUAAAGAGUGAAACACAGGCUGAAAAUCUGAAAAAACGAGUGAGGGACCUCGAAAAGGAAAACAUACAGUAUCAGCGCGAUCUUCAUGAAUCCUACCAGCGUGAACGAGAUUUGAACGAAAAAGUGAUCACUUUGAGAGGGAAAAUAGGGUAUGGUACCUACCGUGUGCUCCAUACGAAUAUGGCUCUUGAGGUGGGGAAACUUGAACAUGCAAAUAAUCAAUAUGAGCACGAGAGACAGUCACUUGAUCAUCUAGAGCGACAGAAUCGCUGGCUUCAAGAUAAACGCAAUCAACUCGAGAAUCAACUUAAAGAGCGAGAAAGAUUCUGGGAGCAAGAAAACGAGCGUGUCAAAAAUGAAUCUAAAGCCGGACGGGAUUAUUCGGAGCUCUUUUCUGAGAUGGAGCGUUGUAAGAUGCAGUACGAUCAAGCCUAUGGACACUUAGAAUACCGAUUUCGACAAUUGUCAAAUGAAUUUCAACAACUUACGCUUGAUUUUCGAAAGAAAGAAGAUGAGAAUGAUCGCUUGAGCAGUCAGUUACCUGCCUGCUCUGUCUGCAAGACUUCAUUCAAUGAGUCCCGCCAAAAUAAUAUUGAUUUGAUGCUGACGACCUGCGGACAUGCUUGCUGCGGAAACUGCUUGCAGAUUCUCUGUUAUCAGCCCGAACAUAAUUGCCCAGUGUGUAGAAAGAAAAUAGCUAUCGAAAGAUGCAUCAAGAUUUACUUAUAA
Messenger RNA from Oikopleura dioica, 1383 nucleotides. Lineage: Eukaryota; Metazoa; Chordata; Appendicularia; Copelata; Oikopleuridae. The record is from the annotation of a GenBank genome assembly.